ACGUCAUCUUUCGAGCGAGGGCGGCUUCUGCUGCCAAGAUAUGUAGGUGGGGCGGGAGCGAGCGCCGGAGACGCGCGAAGAGGGAGGCGCCUGUCCUAAUACAGAGCCAAGAGAGUAAAAAAUGGCCACCAAGUCGUGUCCGCAGUGUGACCAACAGGUUCCCGUUGCCUGCAAAUCCUGCCCUUGUGGAUAUAUAUUUAUAAGCCGAAAACUUCUACAUGCAAAGCAGUCGCAGAGAUUACCUCCUACAUCAGAAAAUCGAUCAGAUCCAAAAAGACGUCGAACUGAGCGGAUCAAAAGAGAGAGAAUACACACUACAGUAAAUAGAGAUUUAGAGAACAGGAAAAGAUCACGAUCUAACAGCCAGUCUGAAGCAUCAAGACGGGGAAGAGGCCGACCAAAAACAGCAACAACAAAAAAGCAAGAAGAAGAGAAAGAAAAGCAAGAAAAAGAAGUUGAUAUGUAUGCCAACCUGUCAGAUGAAAAAGCGUUUGUGUUUUCAGUUGCUUUAGCUGAAAUUAACAGGAAAAUUAUUAACCAAAGGCUAAUACUCUGACUGUUUCCAUAGAACCAACCUCCAUGUUAUAUACAAAGUAAAGCCCAUCUAGCUGUAUCAGCACAGAUCAUGGACUCUGCAUCUUUGGGGAACCCCAUAGAGUAUUCUGCGUGAAAGACUGUUUUUUGCCAAGAGAUUCAGCAUUGCUAUACAGAAACUUUUUUUUUUUUUUAAUGGACAUUAUCCAGUUUUCACCCUUUCAGAAGUGUAGUACACUCUGGCAGCCAGCCAGUGUACGUGUAUUUAAAUGCUUGAUAAAUUGAUAUAUAUAUAUAUAUAUAUAUAUAUAUAUAUAUAUUGUAUAUCUAUAUAUUACAUUUUUUUUGAUAAAUUAAUGUAUAGUUUAUAUAACCUUUAUAUAUUAAACAGUUGUUACA
Xenopus laevis (African clawed frog) is the source of this 933-nucleotide messenger RNA. RefSeq names its product UPF0547 protein C16orf87 homolog (gene c4h16orf87.S). The coding region runs from base 122 to 556 and encodes 144 amino acids. NCBI's taxonomy places the organism in Eukaryota, Metazoa, Chordata, Amphibia, Anura, Pipidae. The transcript has 4 exons. The record is from RefSeq and is a predicted model, not a curated record.